UUCCUGCUGCACACAUCUGGCUUUUGUUCUUUUUUCGGGCAGGAUUUUUAUUCUGGUGCUUUUUUGGAUAUCAAAGUUGUCUGGAAAACGUGGUGUGGUUUUGUUUUUUAUUAUUAUUAUUAUUAUUAUUAUUAUUAUUACUAUAACAGGAAGACUGAUACCAUUCUUAGCCGUUGCAAAAAAAGUAAUCCUAUAUGUUUAAAGCUCUCUUCAAAUAUCUUCUGUUUGCUCUAAGUUCCUGCGUUGCCUUUGUAAGCAAAUCUGUUCCGAGAAGACUUUCUCAGCCGGUGGCAGCUCUGGGAUUUUGUUUUUCCAGCGAAGAGGCUCGGGCAGGCGGGUGUGCUGGGACACGGGAUCUCCUCUGAGCACGUAUGUGAGAGGUCUGGAGCGCGCCCGGCCGUUGGUCAGCCCGGGGUUCAUGGUGGGCUCUGCUUCUCCCCUCCCGGCUUUUUGGACAAAAUGUACGAACGCCACAAGAGGCGAUACAGCCUGUGCGACAUCUCCAAGGUGGACAGGACUGUAGAUGUUGUGUUGUUAAAGAUAAACCGCGAAAGCUGGUGUUCACUGAAGCCGUGUCCUGAUUCUUCCCUGCUGGAGCGCAAGCGGACGCGGGAGUCUCCAGAAUGCGAGAACUUCUUGGAGGAUGGGCUGAACAGCGUCUGUGCCUCCUCACAGGGUGGCCUUAAAAGAGAGUCUGGAAGCGAGUCUGACCUCUUCCCCUUGGCUGCUGAUGGGAUGGAAGACCUCGUCUUUGGAAAGCAGCCGGAAGAGGAGCAGGCUGCAUGCGAUGUCGCCAGCUCCAGUUCCUCUGCGGAUGACACCAUGUCCCUGGAGAGGAACUCAUCCCUGGGCAGCGACACGUCCCUUCCCUUCCCACCGAUGGUGAACUUCGUCCAGCCCAAGGACAGGCACAGCCUGGAUGGCAGCUGCACCAACAUGGUGGCCACGGAGGGAGGAGAGAAGGAGGAAGAGCUGGACAGUAUCACGGAUGUGCCCACUCAUUCCUCCGUCUUACGAAACUCCAUGCGGCCACUGUCACCUUUCCGUCGACACAGUUGGGGGCCGGGGAAGAACGCCACCAACGAAGCAGAAAUAAAUCAGAGGAGUUACAGCCUAGAAGGCCUUGCGGGAGACUCUGGCGAGAACAAGAAGCCUUCUACAAAUUUGGAGGCUUCUUCUCUGAGCUCCAAAGACCUCAGACGGAGUCCACUUGCCAGCAAUCAGUGCGGGUCCCUCGUCUUGCUCUCUGAAGAACUUGAGCAAGGGGAAAUCAGAGACUACGAUCACCAGAUGCAUCAGACAUCGCAGCCGCAAGGAUUUAAUUUCUGUUCUUCUGCUGGUUCAUCUCCACUGACUAUGUCUCUAAUCUCAAUUAGUAAACCAUUGCUGGACACCCAGGGCCGGACUCGACCAUCGAGACGAAUCUCCUUCUCCUUCAGCAUCUCUCCACUCAUUCCUAAGUCUAAAACUCUCUUUUCUAUUGGCUCUUCUUCCAGUGAUGAGGAGGAGGAGGAGUUGGAUAGUGCGCAGGCGUUCGGCGGCCCCACAGGCUCCUCCGUUCAGAGGAUAUCUGAAGAGAGCAUCAGUGUCCUCCCUGGUAAAAGUGCAACAAAAGUCAGUCGCACCUUCAGCUACCUCAGGAAUAAAAUGUCCAGCAGCAAGAAGAGCAAAGAAAAAGAGAAAGAUAAAGAGAAGGCUAAAGAGAAGGAAAAAGAUUCCAAGGAGAAGGAAAAAGAUAAGAAGCUGUUAAACGGACAUCUCUUCACUGCAACCUCCGUUGUAGCCCAAGCAACUUGUUACCACUGUAUGAAACCUUUCAAUAAGGAUUCGUACUACUGUGCAAACUGCAAUGCAAUUGUUCACAAAGGCUGUAAGGAGAGUUUUGCUUCUUGUGCAAAGGUCAAAAUGAAGCCACAGAGAGGGAUGCUGCAGGCACAUGAUACCUCUUCAUUACCCACCGUAACCAUGAGAAGCAAAAGCUCACAACCGAAGGAGCGCCCUCGCUCUGCAAUUCUUGCUCCUGAUGAAAACACCGUGACCUCAAUAUUCAAUAACAGGAGAUCACAACGGCCUACAGCACUUUCGAAAAGCGUCUCCAUACAGAACAUUGCAGGAGUUGGGAACGAUGACAACUUAAUACACACUUGGAAGUUCCUGUCGCAGUCAACAGACUCCUUACAUAAAAUCAGCCGGGUGAAUGAAUCCAUGGAGUCACUGGUUGACGAAGGUGCGGAUAUGAACGAAGGACAGCUGAUGGGAGACCUGGAAUUAGAUUCCAAGCAGCUAGAGGCAGAGUCCUGGAGCCAAGCAGUGGACAGCAAAUUCCUACAGGAGCAAAACAAAGAUGUUGUCAAACGGCAAAAUGUCAUUUAUGAGCUAAUGCAGACGGAAAUGCAUCAUGUCCGCACCCUGAAGAUCAUGAAUGAUGUAUACAGUGCGGGCAUGUUAAAGGAACUGCAGUAUGAUCAACAAGUUGUGGACAAGAUCUUUCCCUGCCUGGAAAACUUGCUGCACAUCCACAGUCAGUUCUUCCAGCGGAUUCUGGAAAGGAAGAAGGAGUCUUUGGCAGACAAAAGUGAAAAGAACUUUGUUAUCAAGAGGAUAGGUGACAUCCUAGUGAAUCAAUUCUCCGGUGAGAACGCUGAACGAAUGAAGAAAACAUACGGCAAAUUCUGUGGACAUCACAACGAGGCAGUAAAUAACUUCAAAGAUCUGUACUCAAAGGACAAGCGGUUUCAGGCAUUUGUCGAGAAAAAAAUGAGCAGCUCCCUGGUGAGGCGUCUUGGGAUUUCUGAAUGUAUCUUGUUGGUAACGCAGAGAAUCACAAAGUACCCGAUCCUCUUACAGAUGAUACUGCAGUACACCAAAGAAAAUGAAGCGGAACAUGAAGACUUGACUCAGUCAUUAAACCUCGUUAAAGAUGUGAUUGCUGCAGUCAAUAGCAAAGUCUGCAAUUAUGAAAAGAAAAUGCGUCUUAGUGAGAUUUACAACCGGACAGAUAGCAAGUCCAUCAUGAGAAUGAAGAGUGGCCAGAUGUUUGCAAGAGAGGACUUAAGGCAUCGGAAGCUCAUCCGGGAUGGGCCUGUUUCACUAAGAAGUGCAGCUGGCCGGUUAAAAGAAGUCCAGGCUGUGCUCCUUUCUGACAUGCUCGUUUUCCUUCAGGAGAAGGACCAGAAAUAUGUCUUUGCCUCACUGGACCAGAAAUCCACUGUGAUCUCGCUGAAGAAGCUGAUGGUACGAGAAGUGGCUCAUGAAGAGAAGGGUUUGUUCCUGAUCAGUAUGGGUGUAAAAGAUCCCGAAAUGGUGGAAGUCCAUGCCAGCUCCAAAGAAGAGCGUAACGGCUGGAUACAGAUCAUUCAGGACACAAUUAACACCAUGGACAGAGAUGAAGACGAAGGAGUCCCUUGUGAGUCUGAAUUUGAAAAGAAAGUGUUGGAUGCGAAAGUGAGAGGACUGAAAGAACAACUUCAGCAGAAGGAUAAGCAGAUCCUCCUCUUGCUGGAGGAGAAGGCUAAGAUCUUCCAGGACAUGGCAGACAGUUCUGUGCAGGAGGACGUGCCAGGCUCCAGGCUGCUCUUCAGAGCCAACACGGAAGAGGCACCAAAAGGAGAGGCCAUUAUGAAAACUGCAAUAAAUGAAGUUGAGCUGCUGCAAGAUCUGGUGAACAGGAGCCUGGGCACUGCCCUCGGGCAGCAGGUCAGCAGCGCUGCCAUGGAACAGGAAGGGGGAGUUGGACCCAUCUCUCUCCCUAGAAGGGCAGAAACUUUUGGAGGAUUUGACAGUCAUCAGAUGAACGCCUCCAAGUGUGGAGCGAAAGAUGAAGGUGAUGAUGCUCAGGACCUUCGGAGAACAGAGUCGGACAGCAUUUUAAAGAAGGGUGGAAAUGCUAAUCUGAUGUUCAUGUUGAAAAGGAAUAACGAGCAGGUCCUCCAAUCCAUUACCAGCCUCCAUAAGCUGCUCAGUGCUUUGCAGGGCGUCGUGCUGCAGCAGGACACCUACAUCGAGGACCAGAAGCUGGCUCUGAGCGAGAGGGCUCUGACCCGAGGCUUUUUCCGGCCACCCUCGCUGCUGGAGCAGGAGAAGCAGCGCAACCUGGAGAAGCAGCGCCAGGAGUUGGCCAACCUGAAGAAGCAACAGACACAGCACCAGGAGGAGAGGCGGAGGAGAGAGAAGGAGUGGGAAGUCCGAGAGAAGGAGCUGGCGGAGCAGGAGGCCCACCUGGCCCAGCGAGAGGAGCAGGUCCAGAGAGGGUGGCAGGAUCUCGAGCGGGAACGAGAGGAGCUGCAAGUGAAGAAGGCCUCCUACCAGCUCGACCUGGAGAGGCUUCGCACGGCACAGAAGCAGCUGGAGAGGGAGAAGGCACAGUUCAAGCAAGAUGUGGAGCAAUUAGCUCAAAUGCAGCAGGAGCCUGACCACAACCAGGUUUCAAGUCUACAUGAAAAACUUGCAAGAGUCCCCUCCCAGUCCAGCAUCGAUGACUCCAAGCAGAAGAGCCCUUCCAUUCCCAAACAAGGGCACUUUGACGCAGAACUGUCUGUCUCCCCCAAAAGGAACAGUCUUUCAAGGACACACAAAGAGAAAAGCACUUUCCAUUUGCUUAGCACAAUAAACCAGACUAACAAGGCAGCUGGGGACCAGCCCCAGAUGCCUACCCGUCUCUUCAGUUUAGCCAAACCAAAGGAGAAGAAGGAAAAGAAGAAAAAGGGCAGGGGGCAUCGCUCCCAACAGUCUGAUUCUCACUCAUCAGAAGCACCUCCAGAGGGCGAGGAGAUCUUCUGCUGAGCACACGGACACUUCCAUUGGUCAACUCUCGGCAUUGGUACCGUCAACAUCUCCUUGCCCGCUCCACAGCACACUGCUGGUGCCUGCGUCUGACAAGCAUCUGGAGGUUUCAAAUAAAACAUAUUAUGAAGUCUGCUAAGUGGUGGGAAAGGGCCUCUUUCCUGUGGUUUUGCGUGAGUUCUCACCACAGAGGCUGACUGCCCGGCAGAUAGUGCUGUCUCUCUGUGCAAACCUUGGGUUACGUGGAUUGGGAUAGAUGUUUUCUGUCUCUUCUUAACUGCUAAAGGAUGAGAGAACAUAGCCUUAAGGGGUCUGUGCCUUCAAAUUCCCCCUUUUCUGGGGAACAGAACCAAAAGCAAGCAUUUAGCAAAAGAUUAGGACUCUACAAAUGGUGCGUACACACUGGCAUAUAGAGAUAUACUGUACAUAUACAUAUAUGUAUCUAUGUAUUCACUGGGAUAUGCUUGCAGUCUGUACAGCCAAGCUAAGCUCGGCCCAUGGGGAUAGGAGAUACCUGAUGACUUUCAGGGAGCUUGUAGGUAUUAAGUAUCUUGCCCUUAGUGCUCCAAUUGUAACACCGUCGACUCGCGCGCCCCUUUUGUGCUCGUGGUAUAUGGACUGUUUGGUUUCAGAAAGGUACCUUAACGCCAGGAAGCAGUCACAGCAUUCAAAACAAAAAUUCAGAGGGGAAAAAAAAAAGUAGAAUUUAAAAUGAUUCUGAAAGAUUUCCAUGGGGUAGAGGAUUUAAAUGUCAGACUGUUUCCGGAAUCCAGCAGAAUGUCUUUGGAUGUAUUUAAAAGGAUGCAGAAAAGAGAAGUUUGAUGGGCUUGUAAGGCAACCCCAGGGAGCCAGAGGAAACGGUGUUCAAGUGGGAACAACUCUUAGCAAUGUUUUUUUACACAAUCUCUUUGAGCUCCAGCUCCUCCUUCCCACCCCCUAAGUAUUUUUUUUUUUUUUUGCCAGAAUAUAGUUCUCCAGUUGCAUUUGACAUCCCUUCUUUACAACCCUGAUGGCUGAACGUAUGCUUUUAGGGACCUUUGCUCUGUUACUUGUAUUUUUCUUCCCCUUCUUUUCGUGUUAAAGUUGGGCUUCUGUUCCUCUGGAUCCUGUCAGCUUCCCUUGUUCCUUCCUGAGGCAGAAUGAGACAGAAUCAGAGCACUUCAGUGAGAUGUUGCAGGUCAGGGGACAGUGCUGGGAGCAGAGUGAGCUCCAAAGAGACGGCUUCUCUUCCUAUUCCUGUAUGAUACCUUGCACUUACUGACUGUUUCUGGGGAGAUAAUACAUUCUCAUGGUCAAAGCUGCUGUGGGACAGGUCCAAAGGUCCAGCGUGGCAGGUCCAUUUCCAUCGCUGUGGGCUCUAGGCUGAAAGUGUCUGUGUGUCCCUGUGUUGCCAUCAGCAGCAGGGAAAUGUCUGAGAGCAGCUCUCGCUGUGCUGACUCUGAGGGAUGUGUUCCGCGGGGGAAAAGAAAUGCAGGAAGCCAAACAUUUUUCCAAAAUUAUUGUUCUUCCAGACCCUCUCAGGGGAAUUGCCCAAGUGGAUUUGUCAAUGGUUAUAAGACGCUAUCAACCUCAAACAACUCAAGGGUUUGCUCAGAGUUUGAAGCUGUCAAGUGCAUUUCCUUUCCUACCAGUUUUUCUUUAAAAAAAAAAGAAGAAAAAAUAGAUAUAUAUUUCUCUUCUUGCACUAUUGUUUGAUUUCAGUUUGCUCUCUGGCUUCUCACAAGCUCACAACCCGCAGCAGUUUCCCCGAGUUCAGUGCUGAUGGGUAUCAGUGUUGAUGGUGAGGUGGAUGCUUAAACUGCCUGCUUGCUUUGGAAGCUCUCUAAGCUAUUAAGACUCAAAAAAAAAAAAAAAAAAAAAAGGAAGAAAGGAAAAAGUUUU
Molecule: messenger RNA, 6663 nt
Organism: Calidris pugnax (ruff)
Lineage: Eukaryota; Metazoa; Chordata; Aves; Charadriiformes; Scolopacidae
Gene: AKAP13
Product: A-kinase anchoring protein 13
Exons: 30
Coding region: 460-4782 (1440 amino acids)
Biological process (GO): adrenergic receptor signaling pathway; positive regulation of canonical NF-kappaB signal transduction; regulation of Rho protein signal transduction
Cellular component (GO): membrane; actin cytoskeleton
Molecular function (GO): MAP kinase scaffold activity; guanyl-nucleotide exchange factor activity
Source: RefSeq, a predicted model, not a curated record